AUGGGCCUCCUCGCCGCGGCGGUCGCCGUCGACGCCGGCGCCGAGUCCAUCCUCUGCUCGGUCACGGACGUUCCCACCGCCGUGGCCGACGCGGACGCGCUCUUCUUCGAGCGCUGGAUGUUGUCGGUGGAGACGGGCGACGCGGGGCCGUGGCGCCAGGUGCCGGCGCGCUGCGGGGCCUUCGUCCGCGCGUACAUGGAGGGCGAGCGCUACGCGUCCGACUGCGCCGCCGUCGCCGCCGAAUCCCUCGCCUUCGCGUCGCAGGCGCUCGCGUCGGGCGACGGGGGUGCCACUGCCAAGCCGGCGUGGGUGUUCGACGUCGACGAGACGCUGCUCUCCAACGCGCCCUGGUACGCCGCCAACGGAUGGGGAUUGGAGGAGUUAGACGAUGCCACAUUUGAUGCAUGGGCUGACGUUGCCAAGGCACCUGCAUUACUAUCUAGCUUGAAACUGUACAAUGAACUUCAGGGACUUGGUUUCCAUAUUAUCCUCUUAACUGGCCGAACUGAAUCGCAGCGUAAUGCUACAGAAGAAAAUCUCUUGUUUGCUGGCUACCAAUCAUGGGAAAAACUCACUAUGAGGCAACCCUCUGAUAUGGGCAAGACAGCUGUGCAGUACAAAUCAGAGAAGCGGGCUGUGCUGGAAGCGGAAGGAUUCAAGUUACUUGGAAACUCUGGGGAUCAAUGGAGUGAUUUGAUUGGAUUACCAGUGUCAACGAGAUCCUUCAAGCUUCCGAACCCAAUAUACUAUGUCACCUGAUUUUAUCGGCAACUAUGGAGAAUAUUGCUAUUCUUGUCUUACAACAUUCCUAACAUUUCUACGGCCCCAGGCCGCUAGAUAUCAUGUUCUACGAAGUGAAAGCUGUGCGACGCACCGGUAAUUUAGUAGCUCAUAAGCUAGCUACGGAAGGCUAUAUGGAUAAAUGUACUCAAACCUGGUUCAGUGAAGCGCCGAACUGUAUCAAGUCGGUGUUGUCCGCUGAUGUUGAAUGAAUGAAUAACAGCAUUUUCCUCUCAAAGAAAAAAUUGAUAA
Lolium rigidum is the source of this 1032-nucleotide messenger RNA. RefSeq names its product acid phosphatase 1-like. The coding region runs from base 1 to 759 and encodes 252 amino acids. NCBI's taxonomy places the organism in Eukaryota, Viridiplantae, Streptophyta, Magnoliopsida, Poales, Poaceae. The transcript is spliced from 3 exons. The record is from RefSeq and is a predicted model, not a curated record.